AUGCCAAAACAAGCUUCUUGGAUAAUGCACAAAAUUUUCAAAGCAAAAAGGCAGUUUGAAGAGAGUGGAAUUAAUGGCACUCAGUUGGACAGCUUCUCCAUCAACUUCACGUACAACAAGCUUAGAGGAGAUUUUGCCAAAGUUUCACGAAGGAAGAUGAUAUGUAAUAACCAAGGGGCCCCUAAGUGGAUCUUCAUCUCAUACCUAGCAAUACAGGGAAAGCUAUACACCAGGGACAGGUUACUCAAAUGGGGGAUUAUUGAUGAUGCUGAGUGUGCUAUGUGUGGUUUGGAAACUGAGUCAGCUGAACAUUUAUUUUUCAAAUGCCCACUGUCUGUCGCAAUCUGGGGAAAGCUUCUCCAAUGGCAUUGGUACUCAAGACCAGUCCUGGCAUGGAAGGAUGAACAACAAUGGCAAAGAUUGUAUGCUAAUGGCAAGAACUCUAAAGAUGAGAUAUACAGGGUGACAUUGGCUGGUUGCAUUUAUACAGUAUGGCAUGAAAGGAAUUGCAGAAUCUUUCAACAGAAAAUGAGGACAGUUGAUGUGCUAACAAAGUUGAUAAUCCAAGAAGUUAUAUGUCGAGGAACCAUGAAGCCUAAGUUAGCUAAGUAG
Messenger RNA from Lycium barbarum (goji berry), 612 nucleotides. RefSeq lists its product as uncharacterized. The record is from RefSeq and is a predicted model, not a curated record. The coding region runs from base 1 to 612 and encodes 203 amino acids. Lineage: Eukaryota; Viridiplantae; Streptophyta; Magnoliopsida; Solanales; Solanaceae. The transcript has a single exon.